Messenger RNA from Dermacentor albipictus, 1537 nucleotides. Its product is annotated as carbonic anhydrase 1-like. Gene Ontology annotation, biological process: one-carbon metabolic process. Gene Ontology annotation, molecular function: zinc ion binding; carbonate dehydratase activity. Gene Ontology annotation, cellular component: plasma membrane. The record is from RefSeq and is a predicted model, not a curated record. NCBI's taxonomy places the organism in Eukaryota, Metazoa, Arthropoda, Arachnida, Ixodida, Ixodidae.
GUGGGUUGGAGCCACAUACGUGACAGGAGGAAGAAGAAGAAGAAGAUGUGCAGCAUGAAGACAGCUCAUGCCGGCUGGUGGAGAGCACAGCAGUGCUGACACCGGAAGCCGCAGAGUUCUGGCUAUGCACCGGCGCUGACGCGCCCUAAAUUGCUCGGCGUGGGUGUUCGCAGAAGCCCCAUCGCCAUGGACAGAAGACGGCUCGCCUUCGUCCUACUCUGGCAAAUUGUUGCGGUGCAGGGCAUGGUGCGCGAGCGGUGGCACUACUACGCCCCAAAGUGCCACGUCCCCGGGCCCCAGCCAAUCGUUCCCCGCGAGUGGGGCCAGGAGUGGAGCAGCUGCAACGGCGCCAAGCAGUCGCCCGUGCUGCUGCUGCCGCACAAGUCGAUCGGCGUCGCGGUGCCGCCGCUGAUCUUCAAGCACUUCUCCACGCCGCUGGCCAACCCGGUCGUCUACAACACGGGCAGGACGCUGCGUGUGCGGGCGUCUAUGCCGAAGCCGAUCGUGACGGGCGGUCUCCUGGCCGAGGAGUACGUGUUCGACCAGGCUGAGUUCCACUGGGGCCGCGACGACCACAGCGGGAGCGAGCACAUCGUCGACGCACUCAGCUACGCCGUCGAGGUCCAAAUGACGUUUCGGCUGCGGACGCCGUCGGCACGGGUGGACUGCAGGGAGUGCCCUCCCGCGUACGUCGGCCUGGCCACACAGCUCAAGCUCGAAGACCACUGGCACACCAACUUAACCCAGAAGUCAACUCUCACGGGGUGUCGUCUGCUCGCGCUGGUCGCAGACGGUUCGCCAGCGCAACCCUCUUCUGCGCACGCUCAUCGCCUCCCUGAGCUCGGUGACGUACGCGUUGGAGCGGACCGACCUGCCCCUCCCGCUGCGGCUGAUCGCCUUCAUGCCCAACGACACGCGCAACUACUACAUGUACGAGGGCUCGCGGACGGUGCCGCCCUGCACCGAGAACGUGCUGUGGAUCGUCUUCCGGGAGCCCACGUUCAUCGGCCGGGAACAGGUAAAGAUGCUCCGACAGCUUUACGCCUUCCCGGAGGUGAUCUACUGCAACAGACACCUGGUGGCCAACCUGAGGCCCCUGCAGGAGAUUGGGCGUACGAGGAUGCUCUACCGAACGUUCAGUUCUGCCCCUUCGAGGUUGCGGCUGAGCUUCACCACGACCCUGGCGUUCACCCUGUUAUCCUGCAGGAACAUAAUUUGGCGCCUAAAAGAAUGUCAUUAAAUGACGUUACGCUCAAUUAAAUUCACCACAUCUGCUCGCGGGUUCACGAAUCUACAGCAAGUUUCUAAGCGGUAAUUAAAUGUCACGAAAAUACGGGUCGGAAUUAAACGACGUCACCGGUACAGUGCCGUCGAUGGCACAGCCUACACAGCCUCCCAGUCAAUCGCCUGGGAGCGAGGCGUCAGUAGUUUUGGACGUCUCGCUUACCAGCUUCCAGUGACGUCAUGGACUUUGACAGCGUCCUUUAGGAAGUAGUUCAUUGUUUAUGAAUAAAGAGCGAUUACGUCCCAUUAAAAA